AUGGAAGGACAAAAGAAGCUAUCCAAAUUAGAGGAUGCGGAGUUAGAGAAACAACUGAAAAGUUUAAACAAGCCAGCAGUCAAAACAGUAAAGUUGAAGAUUGAACAGACUAAAUAUGGAGAUACAUACGACUGUGUAGAUUUCUACAAACAAUGUGCAUUUGAUCACCCGUUGUUGAAGGACCAUAAUUUUCACCCUGAGAUGAAACCUACUUUAUCAAGAAUUAAUAAAGAUUCAACUUUUUCAUCGGCAACUAAUAGGUCAUCGACAAUAUGGUCAAAAGAUGGAGGAUGUCCUUUUGGAACUAUUCCUGUUAAGAGAAUUACAAAGGAUGACCUUAUAAGAUUAAGAAAUAUGCCCCCGCCAGAAGAUGUCACAUUCGUCGAUGAAUAUGAUGUUAGCAACAAUAAUAGUGAGCCAAAUGGAAGAUACAUAUCUUCACAAGGAUAUAAGGUGGUUGCAAUAGCUCAGAUUCCAUAUAAUCCAAAUAGCAAGUUUGCGGGAGCGGGAAUGGAUACUGCUUUGUACAAUCCUCAAGUUAAAGGACAACAACACAGUGGAUCUCGACUAAAAAUUCACAAAGGAUCAGAUAUCUUACAAGUGGACCCAACGUUAUACGGAGAUACUAAAACUAGGUUUUUUAUACAUUUCCAGGACUUAGCCGGAAAUUGGUGGGUUUUAGUGUCACAAGAGUUUACACGAGUAGGUUUCUGGCCACAAAGUCUCUUCACUGACUUGAAAAGUUUUGCUACGAAUGUUGAUUGGGGAGGAGUUGUAUAUAGUCCAUCAGGUGUACCAGAACCUCCGAUGGGCUCAAGCUAUUUUCCUAUUGAAAACUCUUCCUAUGAUGCUUAUUGUGCUGGAGUUAUAAUUUUCAACGAGAAAGGAAAGACAAUUGAGGUAGAUAAAACAAUCACACACAUCGAUAAUCCUAAUAUGUACAAGGUUGAAUUUAUACAACUUUCAUAUGGUGCAAAAGAUAUGUAUUUUGUUCUUUAUGGGGGACCGGGUGAAAGUACACAUGUUUAA
Solanum tuberosum (potato) is the source of this 1029-nucleotide messenger RNA. RefSeq lists its product as uncharacterized. The coding region runs from base 1 to 1029 and encodes 342 amino acids. The transcript has 8 exons. The record is from RefSeq and is a predicted model, not a curated record. Lineage: Eukaryota; Viridiplantae; Streptophyta; Magnoliopsida; Solanales; Solanaceae.